GGGUUCACCACAGUCACGGGAAGGGUCAUAGGCGGCGGUCAAGCUCGUUGUCUAACCCGUUAACAUCGGGUGGCAAUCCUUCGCAAGUCCACUCAUGGGUGGGGGUCCGAAGCCCCAGUCAACCAGCCCGAACAACCUGCGAACGUCCUCCAGCACCGCGGCGUCAUCCGCAUCCGCGUACUCCAAUGUGACCACCUCCGCCUCCUCUGCUUCUGGGUCCGCCUCGGGGCACGCUCGCACUCCCUCGGCUGAGUAUCGCUCCGGGUAUCCAAACCAUCCUUCACUAGAGCCAGAGCGUCCGGAAUCACCUCUGCGGAAAGCGCGCAGCACACCGUUCAUCCGUCGUCCUGUCCGCUACGAGCCCGCGCAGCCCAUCCUGCGGCAGCACCGAUCCAUCGCGCCUCCCCUACCGCCUCUUCCUCCCCUGCCGCCUUCACCACCCGUCCCACCGACGACAGGCAGGCACCCUUGCCCGGUUCACUUAGCCUCGCGCGCUGUGCGACGCACAGUGCGAGUACGCCCCGCGAGGCGGAGCGCGCGCGCCUGUCGGCCUGCAAGCCCCUCCGCACGGCGCCUCAGGCUCUGCAGAUGGCCACGUCGGGCUCUCGUCUUCAGCGUCGUGGCGCCGUGUGCACAACCCGAUCGGCACUCCCCCAGCGGCCUCCCAUCUUCUUCCCGCAUAAGCGGGUCGUCGAGCCCGCGUACACCGCCGAACGGCGGCGGGAAAGGACACUCGAGUUUCAUGCAUAUCACGCCGGAGCAGCCUCACUCGCGGAUGAGCAGGUUGUGGAGCAGGGCUCGGGCGGGCCUUAGUAAGGGGCCUGAGCAGGGGAAGACGGACGGCAUGGGCAAGGGUGAAUUAAGGGCGCUGAAGGGGGAAGGGGCCUGAGAAGGAGAAGAGCACGAGGUGGUUGAGGGGGAGCGUCGUGCAGGCGCGGGGUGAGUGAGCUCCGUGGUUGCGGUACACCUGAGUCGAACAUGGGCAGUGGCGGACGCGUGCGUGUGUAUCACG
Fomitopsis serialis is the source of this 1012-nucleotide messenger RNA. RefSeq lists its product as uncharacterized. The transcript has a single exon. The coding region runs from base 95 to 889 and encodes 264 amino acids. The record is from RefSeq and is a predicted model, not a curated record. NCBI's taxonomy places the organism in Eukaryota, Fungi, Basidiomycota, Agaricomycetes, Polyporales, Fomitopsidaceae.